GAGGCGCACUCAUGUGACUGCCUCACGUGGUUUCAGGGCUAAAUGAUAGGGGCUCGUCUCAAGCUCACACACUUUGUUGUCCAGUGACCCACUGUCAGGUCAGAGAGGGGAAAGAUUUUAUCAAGUUCACACAACUGACAAACAAGCUACAGGCACAAUGUGGCGUGCAGCCCUCCUGCUAUUGGCUGCCAGCUUGUCGGUGAGCCUGGCCAGACCCUAUUUGCAACCUCUGUCUGACGAGAUGGUCAACUACAUCAAUAAGAUUAACACUACAUGGAAGGCUGGUCACAACUUCCAUAAUGUUGACUACAGUUACGUCCGGAGUCUCUGUGGUACGAUGCUGAAGGGACCUAAACUGCCAAUCAUGGUUCAGUAUGCUGGAGAUAUGAAGCUGCCUAAAGAAUUUGACUCCAGACUGCAGUGGCCCAACUGUCCCACUCUGAAAGAGAUCAGAGACCAGGGCUCCUGUGGAUCCUGCUGGGCGUUUGGUGCUGCCGAGGCCAUCUCUGACCGUGUGUGUAUCCACAGCAAUGGCAAGGUCAGUGUGGAGAUCUCCUCUGAGGAUCUGCUGACCUGCUGUGACAGCUGUGGAAUGGGAUGCAAUGGUGGCUACCCCUCAUCAGCCUGGGACUUCUGGACCAAAGAGGGACUUGUCUCUGGAGGUCUCUAUAACUCCCACAUUGGUUGCCGGCCCUACACCAUCGCCCCCUGUGAGCACCAUGUGAAUGGCAGCAGACCACCCUGCACUGGAGAGGGUGGAGACACACCCCAGUGCAUCUACAAGUGUGAACCUGGAUACACACCCAGCUACAGAGAGGACAAGCAUUAUGGUAAAACAUCUUAUACAGUGGAGGCAAACAUGGAGCAGAUUCAGUAUGAGAUUUAUAAGAACGGCCCAGUAGAGGGAGCCUUUUCCGUCUAUGAAGACUUUGUGCUGUACAAGUCCGGUGUGUAUAAGCAUGAGUAUGGGUCUCUUGUGGGUGGCCAUGCCAUCAAGAUCCUUGGUUGGGGGGAGGAGGAUGGCGUUCCCUACUGGCUCUGUGCCAACUCCUGGAACACUGACUGGGGUGACAACGGAUACUUUAAAAUCCUGCGUGGUGAAGAUCACUGUGGUAUUGAGUCUGAGAUCGUGGCGGGCAUUCCCAAAUAAAACUUAAGGUUUGAGCUGCAGUAACCAUAUCUUAAUCACUAGAUGGUGACACACCUCUGCUUUUAGUUAUUACUUUUAAAGCCCACUGGUCGCCUUGCACACAUGACAUGGUUUUCUUUCUACAGCAGACUAAAAAAAACUAAAGCACAACCUUCACUUCAUGUUGGUGGAUUAGCAAAUGGGGUAUGACAGCAACUAUGUGGCUGCUGAAGCACUGUUGAAUUGAAGGUGAAUGAGCUGCUGUUAGGUCUUGUUCCUUAACCACUUAAAACAAGGCCAAUCAAAAAGUUGCACGAGAAGAAAAUGUUUUUUUUUUAGAUAUGCAUGUGCAUUUCAUUUCAUCUCAGGUGAUCAGACUGUCACUGUUAGAAGUGAAUUUGACACCUUGUUUUUUUUUUUUUAAUUGGUUGGUGAAAAUGCUGGCCUUUUAUGGUAGAGGUCUGUUUGUUUGAAUGUGUCUGAUUUUAAAUAAUCACAGUUGUCAAAUUGACUGUUUUUGUUUCUUAGUCCCACUGCAACUCCAUAAUGUCUGACUAUACUCAUUGUAAGUGGUGCCUGUUAGUGUUUUUAAAUUUUAGUGUUGAAAAAUGAAACUUUUUUUAAACGUAUGGUUGGAAAUUAAUUGCUGUGUCUUUAUUGUCUGCCUGUAUUGAUCAAAAAUAUUGGCACAAUACUGUUAUAUUCUGAAUCAAAUAAAACAUUCUUUGGUUUGCA
Messenger RNA from Toxotes jaculatrix (banded archerfish), 1864 nucleotides. RefSeq names its product cathepsin Ba (gene ctsba). Gene Ontology annotation, biological process: regulation of catalytic activity. Gene Ontology annotation, cellular component: lysosome. NCBI's taxonomy places the organism in Eukaryota, Metazoa, Chordata, Actinopteri, Toxotidae. Bases 158 to 1150 code for a protein of 330 amino acids. The record is from RefSeq and is a predicted model, not a curated record. Gene Ontology annotation, molecular function: cysteine-type endopeptidase activity. The transcript is spliced from 11 exons.